AUGUACACGCCCGCAGCGGCGAAACCCGUCAGCCCUACGAAUCGCACCGCCACCAGUAAGACGAGCCCCUUCAGCCCUACCACUCGUGCCGCCGCUGCCCCCGCCGGGCCAGCCCUCAGCAAUCCCAACUGCGUGGGCGUGGUGAACCCAGGGCCUGGGAACACAGCAGCGGUGGAGCAUCAGCCGCCGGUCGGAGCCGGCUACCACACCCCAGGCGCGGCCCCACCACUGCGAGGCGUACGGACACCAGUGGGCCACGUAGCAACUGCAGCGGGUGCCGCAGGACGGGUCGCGUCGUGCGUGCUUGGCACCCCGAAAGAUGUAGCGCUUGGCACCCCGAAAGAUGUAGCGCUUGGCACCCCGAAAGAUGUAGCGCUUGGCACCCCGAAAGAUGUAGCGCUUGGCACCCCGAAAGAUGUAGCGCUUGGCACCCCGAAAGAUGUAGCGCUUGGCACCCCAGGAAAUGUGGCGCUUGGCACCCCGGGAGGUGUGGCGCUCAUACAGGCCGCCUCCACCUACGGGAAUUUCGAUAUGUUCCGUUCCCAGGGGGUUCAGGGCAGAUUCCACUUCACCACUGCCGCUGCUCAGCACUUGCCGGUCUUGAUGGCCUGCCACCUGCCGCCUGCGCUGCAGCGGCUGCUGCGCCACUUCACUGACGGGGCGCAGUGCGCCAUUACGGCACGGGCCAUGGCAUUGUACGCCCGUACGUCGCAGUACGAGUACUUCAGGGAUCAACGGUAUGGUGUAUUGUGUAUGCGUUGUAUGCGACGUGCUGUCGUACAGCUAGCCCUGAAAACCAAAAACGUUCUGCUCCAGUUCUGGCCCGUUCACCUUGUUCGUCGGCAUCACUCCUCACGGCUUUGCAAGCUCGAGGCUGCGGUGACGGAGGCCCGGAGCCGCAACCCACCUCAGGACCGCUACUAUGCGCUCUCCCAGGAAGCUGUUCGACUGACAGGAAGGAAGCGUAAGCCGCCGGGCUUAUCACCGCUCCUGUCGGCAGCCGCCAACACAGCUACAGCUUCCCCAGCGCUGGCGGCGUGCGGCGGCAGCGACACUGGCAGCGCGGCCGAGGCGACCGCGGCGGCAGCAGCCGCGCCGCUGUCGCAGCCGGCUGGCUGCAUCGACGUCGAUAUGGACGCCGGCGGCUGGGCCUUUGUCGGCGGUGCCACCCUUCACUGCCCCGGCGGCGGCGCCUGCCGCAAGGCCGGCCGACAUGAGAACUGGCUGCUGUCGGACACUGCCAAUGGUCGAGUGAUGUACCUGCCCGUAUUGUAUAACAUCGAAGAGCGCAGCGCAGUGCUGCUGCCGCUGGAGGACCCGUGGGUCGGUGGCGGCUGCAGCGGCUACGUUGACCCACAUGGCAAGGAGCCACAGCCACAUGUGUGGUUUCGUUAUGAGUACGAGAGCCGAGGCGGACGUCGAGGUCACAACUUCUGGGACAGAGGUUUUCAAGCGCACCUGGAGCAGGCGAUUCGCGAUGUGGCGGGGGAUGGGGCGCUGCAUGGCGCCAAGGGAGCGUGA
Messenger RNA from Volvox carteri f. nagariensis, 1521 nucleotides. RefSeq lists its product as uncharacterized. The transcript has 5 exons. Bases 1 to 1521 code for a protein of 506 amino acids. The record is from RefSeq and is a predicted model, not a curated record. NCBI's taxonomy places the organism in Eukaryota, Viridiplantae, Chlorophyta, Chlorophyceae, Chlamydomonadales, Volvocaceae.